This is a messenger RNA of Aspergillus viridinutans, 1398 nucleotides long. RefSeq lists its product as uncharacterized. The transcript has a single exon. The coding region runs from base 1 to 1398 and encodes 465 amino acids. The record is from RefSeq and is a predicted model, not a curated record. NCBI's taxonomy places the organism in Eukaryota, Fungi, Ascomycota, Eurotiomycetes, Eurotiales, Aspergillaceae.
AUGUCUCCGGACUCAGCUUGUACAGCAGAGAGCUCUGUACUGGGCGAGUCCUGGGUUGUGGCGUCAACCUCAUCCUUGCAAAAGAAGCAUCUACCUGAAGAAUCAGAUCGAAAUGCACAGCCAAAUCAAGACGACGAGCGCAAGGGAUGCCAAUCGAUGACAACGUCUGCUUCUUCAAUAUCAGGCCCUGAGCUUAUCAUGCCGUCAAUAUGCGAGGUACCUAUCUCAGAAGCCUCCUGGGUAAUGCCGGAGUUGCGCUCUCGCACGGUGUCCGCGCAUACGGUCAAACGGAGAGUCAAGCGAUUAUCUGAUCGGUCAGGGAAGAAGCGAGAGUCUGAAGCGUCGAGUUUGGAAGACUCUACGACAGCGCGCAGAUCACAGGAAGACGAGAUUGUGCCCAUCAGCUCUGGAACAACAUCCAGCUCUGCGCGCAUAGAAAGAUACAUCAGACCAUUGAUCAACCUCCUCCUCAUGACGGCAAUCUCCCACCUUCUCAUUCUACCUGAGCUCGUCCAUCAAUAUCAAACCCUCUGCAGCAUCGACACAGUAUCAGCCCUCUAUCCAGCGAGCUGUAUCCCACCUUACCCGCAACCACCAUCCACAAACCCCCAAUCGCAGUCCCACCCCAAGUCCAUCCUCACCUCCCAAUCCCGCCUCGAAACCCUCUUCAACACGACCCUCACCCAAAUGUCCGUCUUACAUCCCACUCUGCAACAAACCGAGUCCCUCCUCCGCGACCUCCACACGAAUCUCAAAAAGGCCUACCCGGCCACCAAACACGAACUCGACCUCGAAUUCGCCGGCUGCACCCAAGCCGCCCGCACAGCGACAGGCAAGUUCGCCUCCCUGAAAGCAGACAUCCACUCCGCGAUGGACAGCCUCCUCGCAACCGCAGCGACCGACGACAGCACCGGCACAGGCCGAGGCCGAGCCCGCAGCGGCUCCGUCGCACAGGACGCCAGACUUUCGACCCAACUAGCCCGCCGGGAAGCAUACCUCGACCAGCUGACGGCGCGCAUGCAGUCCAAGGCCGAGGAGCUGUGCGGGGUCUUUGCCACGCUGGACGACCAUCUCGAGUCUAUCCAGGAGAUCGUGCAGAGGGAGCUGCGCGACCCUUCCUCAUCUGGUGACUUCGAGACAACCGCUGGGAAGGGGGAUAGAGGCGGCAACGCCAAGGGUCUCUGGGCGUUCAUCGAGACGAUCGUGCCGUUUACCGGCAGGACGUCUUCAGUGCGUACGGGGGAGGACGAGACCUCGACGUCCAAGAUGCGUGCGGACACGCAUCUGUCCGACUCCCUUCGGCAGGCGACAGAUCACCAUCGGCCUGUAGCUGAUCUGAUUCGGAGAUUGUAUACCGAUCUGCAGAACCUGCAAAGGAAGAAAGGGAAUUUGGUAUAA